AUGUCAGCAUUACCUGAAAGUUCAAAGCCUCCUACACGUGCAGAACGCAAACAUUGCUGGAAAUUACGUGACGAAUACUUUACUUGUCUCGACAAGAUCAGCAUCAUUGACCCUGCUAUUGUCGACAAGGAUCCUUCCAGAGCUGAAGGGUGUCUCGACAGCAAAAAGAAAUAUGAAGACGGGUGCAUGGCUAGCUGGGUUGAAUACUUUAACAAGCGCCGAGUAAUUGAUGUACGACAGAAGCAGUAUUUGGAGUUCUCCGAGAAGAUGUCUGGAAAAUAG
This is a messenger RNA of Phycomyces blakesleeanus NRRL 1555(-), 282 nucleotides long. RefSeq names its product cytochrome c oxidase subunit 6B COX6B (gene COX6B). NCBI's taxonomy places the organism in Eukaryota, Fungi, Mucoromycota, Mucoromycetes, Mucorales, Phycomycetaceae. The transcript is spliced from 2 exons. Gene Ontology annotation, cellular component: mitochondrion; respiratory chain complex IV. The record is from RefSeq and is a predicted model, not a curated record. The coding region runs from base 1 to 282 and encodes 93 amino acids.